Messenger RNA from Pyricularia grisea, 2998 nucleotides. RefSeq lists its product as uncharacterized. The transcript is spliced from 3 exons. The record is from RefSeq and is a predicted model, not a curated record. NCBI's taxonomy places the organism in Eukaryota, Fungi, Ascomycota, Sordariomycetes, Magnaporthales, Pyriculariaceae. Bases 1 to 1200 code for a protein of 399 amino acids.
AUGACGCGUACUCUGCCCUGGAAGCGCAACGCGUCUUCCAUCUCUGCAGUGAAGUCUGCCGUCACGCCUCCAUCCAGACAUUCGCCGGCCGUCGACCCACAUGUCAGCGGCAGCCCGACGUCACAUCCGCCAAGGCCCGUGACAGGAGAUGAGGAGGCGCAGUCUACGUAUCCGCCGUAUCGGGUUUCUGCAAUCAAAAAGCGCUCCCCAUCAUCGUCACCGCCGCCUGCUCCACCAGAAGAAAGCUUUAUGAUCAAUGGUCUCGAUGGCGACGACAUAUGGCGCAUGGUGGAGGAUGAGUUCCUUUCCGUGGCGGGCGCUUUCACUGCGCACCUUCACAGGGCCGAAUACAAAAGGCUCAAGCGUCUAGCAGAGUCCCAAAACGCCACAACUAUCAGCACGAUCUCGAGGCCAGUGGUAUGCGACAGAACUGAUACAGUCAAACGACGACAGGACCGUCAAGAGCUCGAGCGACGUCAAUGUGGGGCCAUCAAGCGCAUGCGAGGGUCUAGUGAUGAAAAGAAAGCCAAUGAAAGCGAUGAAGAUGACGGACCAAGCCCUUGGGCCGGUACCGCUUUGCAGGGUCUCAUGGAUAGCCCCAGAAAGAAGGCCCCUCGGCUGAUCAGUGACGUUAUGAAGAAGAGCACUAUUACCAAGCCUCCAAUGUUUCAAAACGCACAGAAAACAACAGCAAGCCAAUCAGGGAGCUUGUAUCGCCAUACGAGGCCAAGCUCAUUGGAACCCCACCGCACCAAGGGUUCUUCUCCAAGGGUCCAGCGAGGCGCAGUCAAUGAUAAUGACCAGACAACCCAGAGCGAGGACGAUAGCGAUGAUGACUUGGAUGCAGCCCCUGCGCGUCUCGCCCAUGACCGCAAACACAGACGCUCGCCUGCAGAUGCAGAAAGCCGCCGGUCCAACACAUCCCACACCACCUCACUGGGAGCUAGUGGCAGCGCAAACACUCACCGGAACGCAACCAAUAGAGAACUCCUAGGCACACAUGCUUCUUCCCUACCAAGCCCGCGCGUAGAGCAGAACGAUUCGGACUCGUCGGAUGGGAUUUUUGUACGAGCCAAGAAGCGAAGGGAGCGCCUUCGCGGACAGCAACGGAGUGAACAAGCACAGGGCAGUCCAUCGCAGGGACGAGAACCAGAAAAGAGCAGGGAUUCAGCACUAGACAUUGUACCUUCUUUCAUCUAAGAAAAGGACGAUAUUGGAGAGGCUUAGACACCUGCAUUGAUAAUAACACAGCAGCAGCCUAUUGCAUACCAUAACGCAAGAGGCCUCUGGGCACUCGGCAUGCAGGUUUGGGCAUGUGUUGCAAGCCUUAUUAGCAACUAUACAGUGGUUUUCUCCAUCUAUAAUUGCUUCACAGCAGGUUUUCCAUGGGUCGCAGCUAUGGCAUCCUGGACCAGUACGCUGCAGUUUCGUUCUUGUGUCGACACUGCCACAUCAAGUGCCGGAUUCGACUUGAAAAAGUUGACCGGCUUGAGCCCAACGAUCAUCUUUUCGCACGGCAUGACCGGCCAGUCCUCAACUCGCGGGUUAUGGGUCGAUCCAAAGGUGUGCCAGACGACGAUAUCCCGAUCCCUAACGCCCCUGUCAUCCUCAGCCCGCUUAUCGAUCCACGACGAAAUGCCCUCGCCUCCUGUCGAUUGCAUCGUCCAUCGCCCAGCAGGGAAGAGUUCGUCGUCCGAGUGCCGCGUCACCCAAACGGCGUGAGAUGCGUACUCGGAGCGCCGCGCAUGGAACGAGAUCGGAUCGGCAAGGAGCAUCUGGCUGUAGCACGGGAUGAGCUUGAAUCCGACUCCGAUGCCCGUGACGGGGUUUUUGACAUUUUCGUUGACCAUCUUGAAAGUUCUGUUUUUGGUAAAGUCCAGAUCCAGCCCGCAUUCCUCCUCCACGACCUGCGACUCUGUUUGGAAGCCCACUCCAUAGGGAUUCUUGUCUCCCAAGGGCAUCGGUCGCGUCUCCUCCACCACUAACGAGUUGGAGUGGCCGUCGAUGGCGGGGUCGAUUCGCAGGCAGAAGAGGUGCUGGUGGAAAGGUGCAAGCACACCUGGGGCUACCACUGUGCCGUACUGGGGAGGGUCCGGCUCAUCGAUAUCGAUGGGCGCUGUCGAUACGAUCCCCGUAGCCCGGACCUCGUAAAAGAUGCUCCCGUCUUGGUGGAAGUUCCAUAAGAAGAUGUACUCGUAAUUGCUCACCGUGAUGAUGGUUUGCAGAACCAAAACCCUCGAGCGUGUGACGACGGCGUUGCCGGUCCGGUAAUUUGUGUGCUUCCACAGGAUCCCGUCGUCAACCUCGUGGCAACAAAUAACAUUGGGCAUCAGCAACGGAUCCCCUGACGCGGUGGACAGCCAUCCAUCAAAGUACUUUAUAUGGCCCAGGCAGUCGCACCCCAGCUUUAGGUUGUUGGCAUUGAUACCGGCGCCGUCAUUGCCGAGGUCGAAUGCGGCCUUGCGGGGAUAGGGUCGACGGGGAUCUGCGUACGGAACAAACAUUUCGGAGAGCGAAAGCCGGUAGAAUAGGCUGCGGUUGUCAUAUCUUACGUCGUGCAGGACCAUUCCCUCGCGGUAGUUGAAGCUGAUGCGCAUGGAAAACUUCUCCCAGCUAAUAUGAUUCUCAUGAACUUUGAAUGAGGGCCCUUCUGGUUGGUUGACAAGAUAGGGUUUGGUCGAUGUCCGGUGACCUCUGUCCACUAGAUCCGGGUGGUAUUCGCUAUUUUUGUGAAUCUUGCGGCGGUCGAAUGGCUUCUUGUGUUCAGUGGUCAGCUUCUCAUCAGCGCCAGAGGGAAGGCGGUAGAUUCUGGUGACCUCAAGAUUGCCAGACACCUCGGCACAAAGGUCUAGUGGAUAGGCGUAGUAGUUGGCAUCGUCGUGAUCGGAAAGACGCAUGUAAAACCACGCCCGGCCAGUAGUUUACGUUAGCUAUUGCUGUUGCUGCUAGACUUGUUUUCUCAUUCUUUUUGGGGCUAGCUAUACUAUACCAUCGCCAG